Brassica oleracea var. oleracea is the source of this 888-nucleotide messenger RNA. RefSeq lists its product as uncharacterized. Bases 72 to 728 code for a protein of 218 amino acids. NCBI's taxonomy places the organism in Eukaryota, Viridiplantae, Streptophyta, Magnoliopsida, Brassicales, Brassicaceae. The record is from RefSeq and is a predicted model, not a curated record. The transcript is spliced from 2 exons.
UACAAGCAACCUCAGUAAACUAAACCCCAAGCAACACGAGGAACCCAAGAGACAAUAGAAAGUAGAAGAAAAUGAAACUGGUUUGGUCUCCUGAGACUGCAUCUAAGGCUUACUUAGACACCGUUAAAUCUUGCGAGAAUCUUGAAACGCCUGACGCGGCGGAGCUAAUAUCGGCGAUGGCAGCCGGAUGGAACGCGAAGCUGAUCGUGGAAACUUGGUCAUACGGAGACGCAAUAGCCUCGAGUGUUGGCUUAAACGUCGCGAGCCGACACGCAAACGCGAAACACAUAUGCAUCGUACAAAACACGUUAUCAGAAUCUGCUUAUCUCCAAGCCAUUCAAGAACAUUCAUCUCCCCUGAACUUACCAGAGACGAUCAUCGCUGAAGAACCUCAAAGCGCGAUGAAGGAGAUACAAGGAAUAGAUUUCUUGGUCGUGGAUUGGCGGAACAAGGAGUUUGCAGCGGCUGCGUUGAGGAACGCUGCGUUUGGAAGCAGUGGAGCUGUUGUGGUUUGUAGAAACGGGUACUCGAGAAAUGCUUCGGGUUUUAGCUGGACAAGGGGUUUAAGAGACCGGACCGUUGUUAGAAAGGUGACUCUUCCGGUCACUGGAGGUAUUGAGAUAGCUUAUGUGGCGGCAAGGAACUCUGGGAAGACUGAGAGCAAGAAGAGAAGAUGGAUCACACAUGUUGAUCCGAGUUCAGGAGAAGAACAUGUAUUUAGUAUUUAGAAAGUCAAGAGACAGAAAAAUGUGAGAAAUGUUUAUUUGGAUUAUUGUAUUUUACUUUUUGUACAUAGGAUCAUAAGAUUCCAUAGUUGAUAAUUGAUAUUGUAUCAUACUUGUCUUAGAUAUCAGCUACAACUGAUAAUAUGAGAAUGUGUUGACUUUA